Messenger RNA from Scleropages formosus (Asian bonytongue), 2824 nucleotides. Its product is annotated as casein kinase I-like. Lineage: Eukaryota; Metazoa; Chordata; Actinopteri; Osteoglossiformes; Osteoglossidae. The record is from RefSeq and is a predicted model, not a curated record. Gene Ontology annotation, molecular function: protein kinase activity; ATP binding. The transcript has 9 exons. Bases 412 to 1659 code for a protein of 415 amino acids. Gene Ontology annotation, biological process: protein phosphorylation.
AAGCGGAAGACGGCCGAGCGUCUCGUCGUAGGAAGGAAAGGGAGACAGAGCAGUUCAGUUCGUAACACAGAUGAGGUUUCAGGGGCUUAGACGUCGAAAUCCGCCUCCAUCCUCUUCGCGGACGUAGGAAAUGUCGUUCAAAAUAGGAAGAACAUAAUAUUCACCCUUCGAGCUUUUAAACGAGGCCCGUAUUGCGACAUUCCGACAAUCGAAAGGUUUGAAAAGGAACGGUGAAAAUCGGACUGUGACGGAAGGAAAGGUUUUAUUUUGGGAUCAGAGAAAGGGUUUUUGUCUGUGGAAAAUCGAGGGCUUUCACGGUUUUCCGAAGGGGAUAAAAAGUUGCUGUUGCUGUAAACGGUUUAACUUGUGGGAUACUAGCUGCUGCUGCCUGUUUAAGUGAAAAAUUGAGUCAUGGAACUGAGAGUAGGAAACCGGUACAGACUGGGAAGAAAAAUUGGAAGUGGAUCUUUCGGAGACAUCUAUUUGGGUACGGAUAUUUCUGUGGGGGAAGAAGUGGCCAUCAAGCUGGAAUGCGUGAAGACAAAACACCCUCAACUUCACAUAGAGAGCAAGAUCUACAAGAUGAUGCAAGGAGGAGUGGGAAUCCCUACCAUUAAGUGGUGCGGUGCUGAGGGUGACUACAAUGUGAUGGUGAUGGAGCUACUCGGUCCGAGCCUGGAGGACCUUUUCAACUUCUGUUCCCGCAAGUUCAGCUUGAAGACCGUGUUGCUUCUGGCUGACCAGAUGAUCAGCCGCAUAGAGUACAUCCACUCAAAGAAUUUUAUUCACCGAGACGUUAAGCCUGACAACUUCCUCAUGGGCUUGGGAAAGAAGGGCAACCUCGUGUACAUUAUCGACUUUGGCCUGGCGAAGAAGUACCGCGACGCUCGCACACACCAACACAUACCCUACCGGGAAAACAAGAACCUGACAGGCACAGCCCGCUAUGCCUCCAUCAACACCCACCUGGGCAUCGAGCAGUCCCGGCGUGAUGACCUGGAGUCCCUUGGCUACGUGUUGAUGUAUUUCAACCUGGGCUCUCUGCCCUGGCAAGGCCUCAAGGCUGCAACCAAGAGACAAAAGUAUGAGCGCAUCAGCGAAAAGAAGAUGUCUACUCCGAUUGAGGUGCUCUGCAAGGGCUACCCCUCUGAGUUUGCCACAUACCUCAACUUUUGCCGCUCGCUGCGUUUCGACGACAAGCCCGACUACUCGUACCUGAGACAGCUCUUCAGGAACCUGUUCCAUCGGCAGGGUUUCUCAUACGACUAUGUCUUUGACUGGAAUAUGCUCAAAUUUGGAGCAAACCGGGCAGCGGAGGAUGCGGAACGUGAGCGCAGAGAGCGAGAGGACAGGCUCCGACACGCACGCAACCCGGCGGCCCGCGGGAUGCCCUCUGCCUCGGGAAGGCCCAGAGCAGCGCAGGAUGCUGCUGCCGCCGCAACGCCUCUUACGCCAACAUCCCACGCAGCCAACACGUCGCCAAGGGCCGUCUCAGGAGCAGAGCGGGAAAGGAAAGUCAGCAUGCGGCUGCACCGCGGAGCGCCCGUCAACGUCUCCUCAUCUGAUCUGACCGGCCGUCAGGACGCUUCGCGAGUUUCCGCUUCUCAGAUCCUGCCACGCGUGGCCCCCGGCGGCCUCCAAUCUGCUGUGCCCCGAUGAGGGACAUUGAAGCCCCGCUCCAAGGGGGGACGACGACUACCCGUGACCGACACUCAUCGGUGCCAUUACAGUCGGUGCGACGCCUUCGGACGCUCAAACGUCGGUCCCCGGCGCAGAUCGAUUUCCUUUGGUCCCCUUCCCCGUCAUCCCCAACGCGCUUUUAACCGUGCGCGAAAAGACAUGAAGAAAGCCCUGUUUUGGAGACUAGAGGCGGAUAGACGUAAAGCAAAAGCCUUAAAGAAACGUUUCUCAGCCUUUGCAUCAAACCGUCUUUACCAUGGGUCGUCCUUUGCUCCCGUUGUCGCUUUUUGCCUCACCGAUAGCUCACGACCGGUUCCCCCCAGAUGACCCUAUCACCACUUCCUCAGUUCCUUUUGUCCUGUGCUAAAAUAUCUCAUGUAGUCACGAGUCAGUAUUUUUUAUACGGACUAUAAAUGGCACAAGAGGAAAAAAAGUAUACGUAUUACAAACUGGGGCCUCCGUCACUAUAGAUUUUUUUUUUUUUUUUUUUUUAAAUUAUCCUUUGCAAAUGUUUUGACUGCUACAGAGAGUCGUCCGGAGUUCGGGUUGCUCGAGACAGAGGAAGCGCAGUCGGCGUCGGGUUCUCGUCGUGUAUUUCACGUGCAGAAGUUGUGAGAAGUGUAAUGUGGAGGUAGAAAUUUUUAUUUAUUAUUCCCCCUAAACUUCCCUUGCACCAGUUAUUGUAGCUACAAUUGUCAGUUUGUUGAAGUGACUUUUCCCUCAGAUCCUGGCGAAAGCAAAAGGGUAAAGCGGAAUUGACUCCUUGUUGGCCUCGGAGGGGCUUGGGUUUAAGUUUAGACACCGAACCAGCUUAUCGGGUGUACCGUAUUAAUUUCUAUAGGUUGUCAGUUAUUGGGAUGGCGGGGUUAGGCGCAAGGGAAGGGGAUUGUGACGUUUUAAAGUCGCUUUUGUACGUAGAACAUAGCAUUUUUGAUGGCAAAAGUACUGGAUUGCGUGGGCGUUUGUGUGUAGUUGGCAAAGUUUGGCUGCCGCAGGGUGCAGUUGGUAGCGGUUUAGGCCAAGGCAGUCUCGGCAGAUGGAGGCGAGGGAGACCCCAGGCAUUCUUGUGCUGGAGGUAAAGUUUUGAGUGCGUGCAGUACAUCUUGCAUCUUCUUCUGUUUUUACAAUAAACAUGUCCCUGAAC